Messenger RNA from Spirometra erinaceieuropaei, 10535 nucleotides. The record is from the annotation of a GenBank genome assembly. NCBI's taxonomy places the organism in Eukaryota, Metazoa, Platyhelminthes, Cestoda, Diphyllobothriidea, Diphyllobothriidae.
AUGUCUUCCAACGAGAUACAUCAUUUGAUGGAGGGUAAUUGGGAUAAGUAUUGUUGUUGAGGGUUUUAAUAGAUGCUCUUCGAAUUUACGUUUUGAAUGUGAUUUGGGUCAAUGCCUUCAGCCAGAAAUGGUUUACUCUCUUUGCCUUCUGUCUCAUGAGACGACAUGUGCAUGCAGAAGUUCCACAUCGAUAUCGAUGCAGUUUCCGUGUGCAAUGGAAGGUUUUAUCCUAACUGAGGUUUGUUUAGGAAAUACCUCUGACACAACUUUCAUCGAAAAAUUACUGAAUACUCCGAACAGCUCUAGUCCGAUGGGACUAUACUAGUCUCCAGCUGGAGACAAGCGAAGAUGGGAGUCAUGUAGGGUGCCCUUCCACACAAGCAAGUUUGUUGUACUGCAUUCACACGGAGAACCUUUGUGUGCCCUGGGUCGAACGGACUGGUUUGAAGCAGUAGUUACAUAUCUAACAGCAGUUGAUAUUCCAACAUUGAACGUCUCGGCCGCUCGAUGGAAUGUCGCUUCUUGCGACCUUACAUAGGGGACAUAGUGAACGAGGACAUGACAAUCUGUGCUUUAUGAGCAACCAGUGAGAUAGUCUUACGGAUGCCAGCCUUGAUUAAUCAGAGUAUUCCACUCCUACUAGGCAAAAACGAUUUCCGAACACCCGGCCCAGCCACUUAAAAACAUUUCCGGAUAUAUGUAACCAACACAUUUCCAUCCCGUCGUUCAUAACCUACGGCCUAAUUAGACGAUUGAGUACUGAUUUACUGCAAAAGAACAAUCCAUGGCAUAUAACGUGUUCGGUUUCCCAUGGCUGUACCGAAAGGGAUGCUCCGCACACCAUCCUGGAGUCUGAUUUUCGGCUUGCCUUAAUGACGUAGAAAAGCUGCAACCCACCUCAAUUUGCGGUGUCGUUGGAACAUGGGAGAGAAACUUUCUAACGAACAUUGCGUUUACCGGCAGUUGUUUUUCAAUCGAAUCACUCGUUUGUUGCCAGUAAAGCAAACUGUUAGGGUCAUACUGUCUAACACAUUGCAGAUAGAACUACAAGGCGCCGUCUCAGAGACCAGUGGUUACAAAAAAGACCACAUUAAGAGACUGAAAAGUGCAAAUCUCCUGCAUGAGUUUUUUACAAUCCGUUUAUGAGUAUUAUCCUUAGAUGCCCCAUCGAAGAUAAGGCAAAACAAAGAACUUCUGAAAAUCAGCAGUCACGGGCACGGCUGUCAGUAACCGUCAUUCAAUUUGGUUAGUAGGGCAACCACUGUGUACACAGUCUUUCCCGACAUGGUUAAAGCGUGUCUGCAGGGCCUGAGCAGAUCAUCGUUUUCUGCCUCCACAACGAUUGAAUUCUUCCCGGCUAUAAGCGACGUGUUCAUUGCUUUUUCUUGAAGCGGCCCUUAGAAGCAGAAGCACCUUAGAUGCCUAUAAAUCUUACCUUAUUCGGCACUUUUUUUCCUUGUAGGUGAUCCCGAACCCACUGUAGACCCGGAAAGGUUCACAUUGUACGAUAUGCAUUUUUGUCCCUUCUGUCAGCGCGUUCGGUAUACCCUGGACUACCAUGAAAUACCGUAAGGAAGUGGUUUCUCUAUGACGACCACAUACUGUUCCAAGUAUUUUUUUUCAGCCACACGUAACGCACUUUGAUUUUUCUUGUUUAGGAUGUGGCUGCCGCCUGUUUACCUAUUUUAUCCAUCAAUGUUUUGACUUUACAACUUAGAGAUGUGGUGAUUUUUGGUACGGUUUGAAGUACCAAACUUUCGAACAGUCCUGAGUCAUAAUUUAGACGGUAAUGCGAAUGAAUAACAUUCAUCACUCCACAAGACCCAUAAACGCUUUUUAUUGGAUGCAAAUUGUGCCUUGUAUAAAAUAGUGGUUUCAACGACAGUCAUUUGAACAGGUCAGAGGUGAGAUUGUUGUGGGCCAGAGCUCGGAGUGUUGUGGAGUGCCAUUGGACACGGGCGAUUUCUGCUGGCACACCAUCUAUUCUUCUUAUCCUCCGCGAUGGACAAAAUGGAACGCUGCGACAUCAAGAAGGUAGAAGACCGUCGGUUGCUAUUAGCCAUAUCGGGAUUCGAAAAUGCACUGCAGUGUGAAUAUCUGGUCAAGGCAUUUACGUCCAGUUCGAAACUCCGUCUUGUUUGCUUGCGCCCCGAGUCACACACCCUGAAGUCGCCGAGGAUGACAACGGCGAUGAUCUUCGGGGUAACGUCGAUGAGGUUUCUGCCGCGAUAGCUUCUGAACCUUAACACAAGGACGUCCAUGGCCCAAUCAUCAGGAACUUGUACUUGAUACGGCUGCAAGCAUGCUUGAUCUAGCCGGCCUCGAUGAUGUCCCGAACUGUACCUCUCCACGCGAGAGGAUCCGCGGCAGCAGAUCUAGACUGCUCAACCCAUUCCCUUUGCCAACGACGUUGACCGAAUACCCAAGGUCCAAGAACCACUUCCAUGUCUGGACGAACUGUGUCGAGCCGGGUUUUGAACUGACCACCCUUUCGACGGCUCCAGUGGGGCAACGGUGCCGGAUCGACGGCAAUAACACUGAGCUCCUGAGGUGCACGACGAAGAACAUGCCCGAACCACUUCAGUCGUUUUUCAUAGAUGGCCUGAGUUAUCCUUGCGAUGUUGUCGCGGCGAGCGCGUACUGUCUCAUUUGGGACAAAGUCGGUGAACUUCACUUGAAGGAUGGUCCUCAAGUGGUGGUGGUCACGUCGGAUCCAUAGGCAUUUCCGAAUUCUUGGGAAAACCCAGCGGGCAGCAUCAGUUCGGAGACAAUGUCGUCCUUACUCUGUUCAUUAGGCAGCAGCCUCGCCAGAGGUAUUUAAAACUGUCUACCUCUUCAAGUUGACAGCCAUCAAUCCCGAGGGGUGCCUUCUCCCGGUCAGGGAUGCAGCUUGAAAACAUUUUGGUCUUCCCAGCGUUUAAGUAUAAACCGACCGAUUUAGCGACCUCGUUCACCCGUGACACCAUAGACGGUAGGUCACCAAAACUUGAAGCAAUUAGGGCGAUAUCAUCGGCAUAGUCGAGACUAGUCAGUCGAUGUCCGGGUGAAAACUCAACGCCGUCACUCUCGCGUAGGGCCCUCACGAGGAUCCAGUCAGUAGCAUAGUUGAACAGAAUGGUUGAUAGGAUACAACCGUGUCGAACGCCAGACCGAAUACCGAGCGGUUGGGAAAGAUUGUUGCGGAUCAGGACUCCCGCAGUAGUGGAGCGAUAAUAAGCCUUGAUCAUGACGAUGAUUUUUGACGGUACACCAUCUAGCGCCAUUCUCCACCAUAGGAUCAUCAGGAACGACCCCAUCUUGCCACAGUAGCCUUAUGGAGUCAGGGGUCCUAUGUCUCGAAACACGGUUUAUGGACUUCAGGGAAAGCACCGUCGUAUUCGGGUGCCUUGUUGCUGUACAGGCCUUGUAUUACGUCAGAUUUUCUGUCCCUGAGAGGGGUUACUUGGCACUACUUAGACUGAUGAUGAGUAAAACUGAUCUAGAGGACAUCGUUGGUUGUCGAGGUUCACACACCAGCGCUCGGCAUUUGUCGAGUUGUCAGAAAUCAAGCCGUUGCUAAAAAGACGGGCAACUUUGUAGAGUUGUUGAGCGUCACCAAAGUUCUAGACCUGUUCCGCGAGGUUCAAUGCUUCAGCCUAGUAUUUUGCCUGUCGCCUGGUCGAUUUUUUUGUCAUUUUCCGAGGUUGGCGGAAGAAAUAAUCGCCGUGAAACUUAGCUGAAGGCGACUGAGCGGGUAGUUAUAAGGCUCGUUUGCCAAUUCAGUCACUGCAGUACCUCUGGUUGAAUCAAAGAAUUUAGUUAACUAUUCCAUAGUCUGGUGACUCCAAUGAUGACAACUGGCUACUGCCUGCAUAGUCUGUUCGGGUCGUAAAACUGUAUCAGUCUUUUGUGCACAGCUCGGCUGUUGAAUUUUUGCUACACCAAGGAGUCCUGCACGUGACCUUUUGCGUACAACUAAGAAGCGAACCCUCAGGUGGGUGCGAACGGAACGCGGUUCGAGCCCUGAGUGUUACCAGUCUCGGCACGAAACAUCGAUCUGCAAUAGUGAAUCCAAAGUACAAUUCGAACUUUGUUGAUCUGUCUGAUAGAAUAGCUGUUGCCUGGACACUAAGUUAGUUAACGCGCGUGACCGUGCCGGAAGCACCUGUGGAUGACAUAUAGUCGGCCCUGAUCACGGCUAUUCGCCAUUUUCUCACCGAGCCAAGCUCAAGCGGCCAAUGAGGUGGCCGUUUUAAUGAUUACCUGGCUCAGCCUAGCCAUCGCGAUUCCCAGCAUUAGUCAGCAGAUUAUGAUGACGGGGUCGUUAACACUGACGGCCGCGAGUCGAAGGCUUCUUCAUUAGGCCUGUCAGUAACUGCUGUUUAUGGCCACACUGGAAGGCAGAAAUGUUCGCACGAUGACCCUUCGGUCUUGCCUAAGGCUGCCCACCAUUGGCUUCCGCGUAAGUAGUGCAUGGCUCGCUUCUUGCGAAAGACCAAUCUCCACAUCGUUGGUUGCUGGGCGAGGUGCGGGCUGAUCCCUCGGAAUCGAUUUUAUUUGGGCGCCUGAAUGGGUGAUUCGGACUUUGAGCAGGCAGCAGACAUCCACGUUCUACUGCGUGCCGGCAGACUUUGGCGACCAGGAUCCAGAACUGUUCGCACAUCCUGGCAUUCAAUACCAGGAAUCUGUUUCUGACUGAGUAGUCUGACUCUGACACUUCGUCAGCAUCAGUGCACUAGGGUUGCAGAGGCGUUGGUUCCCGCGGACGUCACAGCAUGGGUCGUAAUACUUGAACUCGACAUCUCAUGAGGUUUUCCCUGUGGGUUUUGACUACAGACGGACCCCCCACAGCCACUCAGAUCUUUUGUUGUCUGCUGUGGCGCUUUGGCCCUAGAACCUAGCAGCAAGACAGCAGUGACAAACGGACUUUUUUAAUGGCGGUUUAUGGUUGCUAUGUCACAGUGUCGCAUUGCACUUUCGGAAUUUUAUAGGCCAGUCGAGGUGCCAGACCUCAUCCUUUCGCGACAUGGCAGCGCUGACGCUACUGGUCCGUGAUUGCCUUUUCUCCAAACCAGAGGGCCUGCUUAUUUCGCACUCGGCCCCUUACUAGAGGCCGCUCAAUUGCUCGCCACAUAUGGAUGCGUCGGAUAGCCAACUGCUUGGCUAACGGAUAACCGGCACUUACGGGGCAACCUGUCUGCCCUCCGCGUAAAUGCUCGUUCCACCUACUCCUGGAGGUUAUGUUAGUGACUGUUGUUGCAUACUGUUAACAUAGUUGAUCGUUUCAUCGUAAUCAAUGACGUUUUUUUCCUCUCAGGUACGACCGCAUCUUAAUCAGCCUUGAUUCCAAGCCCAGCUGGUAUCUACGACUGAAUCCGCCGGGGAGGGUUCCGCUACUCUUGUAUCGAAAUGAGAAGCUGAUUCAGUCGAAUGAUAUCAUGAAGUUUAUCGAUCAGUUCAAGGGCGCUGAGGCUUCACUGCUGAGCGUGUGUGGUGAAGAGGGCUUCAAAAAGGCCUUGGACUUGUCGUCUUCCGUAAGUCUACUGACUAAUUUAGGAUGCUUCGGGUGGUGCAAGGCAAUAGGACGUCGUUCCAGAAUAAACCCAAAUUCACCCACUAGCACUUUCUGUCUAGGCAGCAGCGGCAUUCUUUUCGACAUGUACCUGCUCCCCCCCCCCCUCUACCUCCUCCUCCUUCCCCCUUCUCCGGUCGGUGCCAGGUCAAGUUGUCGGAUUCUCUUCACUCACUUCCAGAGUAUGACUCACGCAGCAAUGAUUGCUUACGCCUUCAUAGAACGUACUGACAGAGCACUGGCCGCAGUUUACAUACUAAAUAGGGACGGGUCCUAACGGCUAUAAUUAGGUUUACUUCUGGCGAGAGUUAACCAGUCUAAGGUCCUGGCGAAGGCGCGUUCACCAAUCAGGUUACGGAACAUGCUUCUUUCGUUGCGCCGUAUGGCUCGACCCAGAGCCCACGCCGACAGUCGCAUAGCAACUAGUAAUAUGUGCAGAAAAAGUGUGCAGAGAAAAGUAAGGGAGACUGGGACGGCUAUUUCUGGCUUAUUGACCGUUGUCAGCCAGUCCUGCCCAGUCUCAAGUUCGCAGAACCCUGGGGUUUGAAUCCGGAUUCAUGCGAUACUGACCGGUAAGUUGUUCAACGCCCAACCGCCGAUCAACAGAUUGCUUAUUGCGAUCGGAAUUAUUAAGCGUGAUGGAGGUGCGUCCACUGAUCAGGUUACGGGGCACGUUUGUCUCGUUCCGGGGCCGUACGUUAGACCACUCAGUGCUCAACGACCAGGGAUCCUGAGUUCGAAUUCCACGUCCUCCAAACCCGGUAUUAAGGCCGGUUGAUGACGGCUAUUUAAUCAAAAACGGCCAUCCCAGUUUCCCCUGUCUUUGUGGGCACUCCUUCUGCCUAUAGUUUUUUUCUGACCUUCAUGUAUAGUUUAUUUCGACCCAACUGCGAAAAACGCGGCACUUCGGUGGGUUUCGAACCUAGCUUUCUGUGACGUAGAGAAUCAAUUUAAUUUGAUACAGUAAGCCGAUUGUCCGAACAGGAUUUGGUGAGUAAUCCAUCCAGCAUCCACCAGAUGACUAUCGGGUACUCGCAACCAAUAGGUGUUUUGGCAGAUUUCGAGUAGUUGAUUUUGACAUGAGUGCGCUCGUGCAUAAAAAUCACAACAACGACGUGUUUCCUUGGGAUUUUACUUUUAAACCAAACUCCCAUAAGACUUAUGAAACAUUUAACUACAUUUGUACGUUAUUCAGAUUGCACAUUCCCGCUACAAACUGUGUUACACACCUAACGCAACAAAGGCCGAUGCGGAUACCCUCAAAGCCGCUCUGUCAAAUUUGGACAAGGCCAUUAAGGGCCCCUACCUCAUGGGUGCGUCUGUUUACUGUUUCUUACACAAUACUAUUUUCGUCCGCAACAAUCGACUUAGUUCAUCCCUGUGUUUACCGCCCUCUUGCUCUCCUUAAUGCGACUUUGACGGGUAGCUCCUAUCCUGUUGCCCGGAGCGAAACGGCAUCUCAAGAAAAUGUUUUAAAACUUGGUGUGAAUAGCAGGCAGAGCCUAUGUCCAACCUGGACAGAGUCAAUCAGCAUUGGUAUAUUUUUCCUGUUCCGUCUAUUGUACACGAUCACAUCUUCUCCCUCGGCACUAAACUCCUACCCUGACUUGUCAGUUUUUCGUGACGUGGGUUUCUAGCAAAAGUGAAAACUAACGGACUUCUCCCACUUUCUUUUCCCCCGUACAUUUGUCGUACAGCCCUAUUCAUAGAUGUUUGGCAAUUUUUUGAAUCAUUCAUAUUGACCCAACUAGGAAAAACUCGGUGCCUCGGUGGGAUUCGAGCGCACGCAGUAAGGGGAGGGCCUUAGUACAGCCAACGCUCUAACCUCUUGAGCUACGAGGCCCCACCCAACCUACUGCAACGUCUGGAAUACACCAAAUCGGAUACAGUACGUUGACUGCCCAAGCAGGAUUUCCCAAGUAAUUCACCUAGAAUCCACCAGAUGACUACCAGGCUCACGUGAUUCAUAGGUAAUUUGGCAGAUUUUGAAUAAUUCAUAUUGGCCUAACUGUGAAAAACUCAGCGUUUCGGUGGGAUUCGAACCCACGACAGCAAGGGGAAGGCUUUAGUACAGCCAACGCUCUAACCACUUGAGCUACGAGGCCCCGCCGGACGACGCGAGUUUAAUCACAUUUGGGUCAAGUUACCCGCCCAACGUACUACAACGUCAGGAAUCCACCAAAUGUGAUACAGUAAGUUGACUGCUCAAACAGGAUUUCCUGAGUAAUUCACCUAAAAUCCGGCGGGUCCUCGUAACUCAAGUGCUUAGAGCGUUGGCUGUACUAAAACCUUCCCCUUACUGCGGGGGUUCAAAUCCCGCCGAGCCGCCGAGGCUUUCACAGUUGGGUCAAUAUGAAGUACAGCUUCAUGUCAAAAAGGCAACUCAACCUAAUUUACUGCCCUUUUGGUUUCCAAAGGUGAGAAAGUGAGCCUGGCCGACCUGGCUGUCUUCCCUUUCCUUAAUGGCUGGGACCUGAUGAUGGAGCGAUUGCUGAAGUUGGACGGUGCUUCCGGUGACAGUGUCCAGACGAUCACCUCUCAGUGGCCAAACGUGCUAAAGUAUCGCCAACUUAUGAGCCAGAAACCCUACAUUGUGAAGACCGCCUUCGAGGAUGAUGCCUUCGAGCAAUUCCUAGAUAUUCAAGUCGCGAAAAGAAUAACGGCAAAAUCCUCCUAGUCUGUUGUGUGGGCCUUCCUUUCGCGCCUAGGAACACGUAUUUUUGUUUCCUUAUUUUUUCGAUGUUCUCUUAGUUGAGGUGCCUUUUUCAUCAACCCUUUGGCAACGCUUGUUUUUCCUCGAAGUCAGCGUUUGCAUUAAUUUAAAUGAAUUAAAGUUUUCUAAUGUGCGCAGACCGCCUAUUACUUCGACUCGGACCCCUCUUCUCAUUAAAUGAGUGUAUUAUAAGGGAUCGGAAAACGGAGACUCUGUGGUUUUAGUUGAUGCUCGUGACUGUAUCUGGUGGCACCUCUCACGUAAGCGGAAAGUGUGCUUUUCGGUUCCUUUCUCCGUGUGGCUCCUCUGCGUCAUUCGAGAUCCGGGCGUUCUAUCAGGCAUCUGAUCGGCGCGGACAGUAGUCUGGUGUCUGGGAGUCGGAAAAGAGGGUGAGCCCGGCGACUCAGCGCACUUUCUAUAAACAAUUAGACGCGCUUGAAACCAUCACUGUGCACUAAAAGCCGUGACUUUGAAGGUUGCCAACUGUAAUUCGAACCUAGCAAACAGCCCAGUGUGUUUUUUGUGGGGUAGCCGACUGGCGGACUGAGAGUCAGGCUGCAGUGGCCCCUUAAUGUGACCUCUAUGGCACUCCCACUGUUGGGUGUGGCGGAAUGCCCAGGGACGACCAAGAUUUUAAGCAACAACAUCAGUAUAGGGGGGGGGGACAGGGUCCCGGUGAGCGAAGUGUUUGCCGACAACUCGGUCUGCCACCGGACUCUACACCCCUCCAACUGCCAGUGGGUCGGCGCUUAUUAGGUAAGCUGGGAACGGGUCACCUGGCUAUUAGCACACUAAACCUCUGUGCCUCCUGACGACUGCGAAACGCGAGCACCUCAAUCGCUCUUGCGAAAAUCAAAGGUCAUGUGCGGGGACCCGAUCGUUCGUGGUUCCCACAGACGGGUUGUCCAGCCACUGCGUCUAAUUCACGCGCAAAUCGCCGUCCAGCAGAGCAUGGUGCAAGCGUUGCGCAUCGUGGUUCGUGACGUUCGAACCAUUGUUUAUGCAUAAUGGUGCCCACAACGGGCAAAGCUGUUGAUACCCUCAAUCAAAGCAGUGGUCCGGGCGACUCCCUCCUUCGUACGACUGACAGCCGGGCUAAAUUUUUCUUCUUUAAGGUAGCCACUAUGGCAUUCUCACACAUGUGACAUCCGGGCAGCUACCCACCAGGUUGUGUGGCACGGCGUUCAAGUCACUCCGGAUCUUCCUGACAUUGUUUUGCCAUCGGGUCAAGUUGGGCGCGAGAAGUGAGAGUGCGGAGGGGAUUCGGCAGGUGACUCCUGUUGACAAAACAGAAGGAACAUUGACAGUAUGUUAUUACCAACACAGACAAGGAAGGCAUUCAUCAUCUGGUUGGCGAACGCACCAACUUCCUGCAACAGCUCCUCGAAGCUUCAAUUCGCACAACUCUUAAAUUUCUCCACGAUAGGCGGCACAUGACCUUGCAGAGCGCAUCUUCAUGACAUUUCCUGAAUUAUCGCACCUACUGCAGGACAUUGUUUCCAUGGCAAGUUAUCCCAUCUACUGUAGAUCAGGGUUUUAUAGUAUGCGUACCAUAGGCGUCUCCUGUCUCCACGUCUACAUGUGGUUAUGUCAGACAACAAUGAACAUUUGCUGGUCUUACGGCUUCGUUCCACAGCGCAUUGGUUUGUUCAAUGUGACACUGUUUUGCCCUUGCCCAAUCUGUCAUUACCAAUUACUUCCGCUUACCCAUGGAUGGAUUUUCGAUAAGCGACAAAUCUCACUGCAGGACUAUCUGCGGGCAGCCACGAACUUCAUUUUCUAGUGCUAUUUCCAAUGCCACGCAUCUCUAACGUUUGAGGCAAUUUUCUCCCACAAACUGCACAGAUGACUAUAUUUUCUGCCGAUUGUGUAUAAUUACAUUUAGAAUCUCCAAUGCACUUAUAACGGAACAUCUGUCGCUCGGCCCGUAGCCUUCAAAAAACUGCUGGCGUUCGGGUUGCAGUUCCGCGCUGCCGAGACAUUUUAUCUAUAAGCGAAUAUGCUACUGGCAAAAUUUUAGUAACACGUUUAUUUGACGUUAAAUAGGAAUGCGUCGGAUUCAAUAGGGUCAUCAAAGGCGUUGCCGAUUAACCUAGAUAUACUAUGCGCUACUACUACUACUACUACUACUACUACUACUACUACUACUACUACUACUACUACUACUACUACUACUACUACUACUACUACUACUACUACUACUACUACUACUACUACUACUACUACUACUACUACUACUACUACUACUACUACUACUACUACUACUACUAA